AAACUGAGUAAUGCAAUGUCUUCUAUGCAAGUGGUUGUACGCAUUGUUGGCGUUCAUCUUUUUUGCGACAUUUUUAUAAAUUUUCGUGAAAAUAUGAAAAUGGACAUUGAGAAAAAUGCAGAAGGGACUGGCGUUGAGCUCACAGAUGCAGAAAAUGAACUAUAUGAUAGACAAAUUCGACUUUGGGGCUUGGAAUCCCAAAAAAGACUGCGCACAGCCAAUAUACUGAUUUCUGGUCUGAAUGGGCUUGGUGCUGAAAUAACUAAGAAUAUCAUUUUAUCCGGUGUUAACUUGGUGAAAUUGCAUGAUGACAAAUUGGUCACCGAAGAAGAUUUUUGCUCACAAUUUUUGGCGGCACGUGAAGAAUUAGGAAAUAACCGCGCCGAAGCCUCAUUAACGCGCGCUCGAGCUCUUAAUCCCAUGGUGGACAUAUCUGCGGAUACGCAGCCAUUGAUCGAGAAGAAUGCGGACUUUUUUGGUCAAUUUGAUGUUGUAGUUAUUAACGGGGCAAACAACGAGGAACUGUUGCGAAUUGAUACAAUCUGCCGGGAGUUGGGCGUUAAGUUUUUUGCCACUGAUGUUUGGGGCAUGUUUGGUUUUCAUUAUGCUGGUUUACAGAAACAUAGCUACGUAGAAAACGUUUUCAAGUACAAGGUAAUAUCGAAGCCAAAUGAGAAGGUUAAAUAUGAAACGGUCUCCACACCAGUCCAACGCGAAGUCGAGUAUCCAGCCUAUUCCAAUUGGCUGGAUUUCAAUAUUAAUGCCCCAAACUAUCAACGCAAGUUGAAGCGCGAUGGACCAGGCAUCAUACUGUUGCGCGUUUUGCAAAACUUUCGCAGCACACAUAAUCGCGAUCCCAACUAUAAGACCAGAGAAGCAGAUAUUGCUUUGCUGGAACAAAUCCGAGACGAGCUUGUGCCAAACUCUGCACUGACCAGUGAUGCACUUGGCUUACUUUUUGCACAAAUAUCGCCAGCAGUCGCUGUCGUUGGUGGCGUUGUAGCUCAGGAGAUUAUUAAAGUAGUGACUAAAAUGGAAGCUCCUCAUCGCAAUUUAUUUAUAUUCAAUCCGGAAACUUGUAUGGGUUAUGUGGAAGCAAUUGGUGUCAACUAAUUGACGCCAAUUUUAUUGCAUAAAUAAAGUAAAACUUCAUUCAUAA
Messenger RNA from Drosophila hydei, 1159 nucleotides. RefSeq names its product SUMO-activating enzyme subunit 1-like. Gene Ontology annotation, molecular function: SUMO activating enzyme activity. Gene Ontology annotation, biological process: protein sumoylation. The transcript has 4 exons. Gene Ontology annotation, cellular component: SUMO activating enzyme complex; cytoplasm. Lineage: Eukaryota; Metazoa; Arthropoda; Insecta; Diptera; Drosophilidae. The record is from RefSeq and is a predicted model, not a curated record. Bases 16 to 1113 code for a protein of 365 amino acids.